Molecule: messenger RNA, 1145 nt
Organism: Asparagus officinalis (garden asparagus)
Lineage: Eukaryota; Viridiplantae; Streptophyta; Magnoliopsida; Asparagales; Asparagaceae
Product: mannose-P-dolichol utilization defect 1 protein homolog 2-like
Exons: 8
Coding region: 182-892 (236 amino acids)
Source: RefSeq, a predicted model, not a curated record
GUUCGUCCCCUAGGGAACGACGACUCACAACCGAAAAAAAUAUACAGAGAUCGGAGUCCCAUAAAAGCUAUGUACAUCAGAGAUCCAGCAACGCUAGGAAUUUUUAUAACAUUAUAAAAAAAAAUCUCAAGUCUCAGCUCAUUUGAUCAAACGAUCAAAGAAGACAAAAAGCCUAAGAAAGAUGGAGCUUUGGAUCUUGGGGAUGAACUUUGGGUGCAUCCUUGGAUCUCUGAGCGCGGGAAAAUUCCCAGAAAAGGCCUGCUUGCUCCCGCUCAUAUCCAAGAUCCUUGGAUACCUCAUCGUUGCUGGAUCGACCACCGUCAAGCUCCCCCAGAUAUAUAAAAUUUUGAAGCAUAAUAGUGUGAGGGGACUUAGCGUUGCAGCCUUUGAGCUUGAAGUUGUCGGCUAUACAAUUGCAUUGGCAUAUUGUCUGCACAAAGGAAUUCCAUUUUCGGCCUAUGGAGAACUGCUUUUUCUGUUAAUACAAGCUAUUGUUUUAGUUGCAAUAAUUUACUAUUAUUCUCAGCCGGUUGGAGCUAAAGUAUGGAUGAAGGCUUUGUUAUAUUGUGCUGUGGCACCAACAAUUUUAGCUGGUCAAAUUGACCCUAUUCUAUUUGAAGCACUAUAUGCAUCUCAGCAUGCUGUCUUUUUCUUUGCCAGAGUCCCCCAGAUAUGGAAAAACUACACUAACAAAAGCACUGGAGAGCUCAGCUUUUUAACAUGCUUUAUGAACUUUGCUGGAUCCGUUGCUAGGGUGUUUACGAGCAUGCAGGAAAAUACACCAAUGAGCAUGAUUUUGGGCUGUCUUCUUGGUGUUAUGACAAAUGGUACAAUCUUAAGUCAGAUACUUAUGUACCAGCCACAAGCAAAGAAAGAGAAGAAAGUGCAAUAAACCAGUAUGGUUCUCUGGCCAUGUUCUCUUUUUCUGGGAUUUCUCGGAGGUUAUACUUCUACUGACUCCGGUGGUAAACACACUUGCACUUCCAAAUUGUAUUCAUAACAAUAUCCUAGUUCUGUUAACCUGUAUCGUAACUUCACUGGUAACUGUGGCAAUAUUUAAAAAAAAAACUACCUAUUUUUGUUUUUCUUCAGUUUUUUUACUGUUUAUAUAUAUUGAGAAAAGAAAAUUCUUUAUUUUGGAUAAA